AUCAAUCAUCUUACUGUCAUGGAUUCUAAAAUACUUUAUUUAUUGACUCUUAUCAUGCCCUUUUUCCUUCUCAUCAUUGUAACACUGAAAAUAAGGAGGAAUGUUAAGAAAACCGAGUCACCUCCAAACAUACCAGGACCAUGGAAGCUACCUAUUGUAGGAAAUAUACCUCAUCUAGUUACAUCAACACCACAUAGAAAACUAAGAGAUUUGGCCAAAAUAUAUGGACCAUUAAUGCAUCUGCAACUUGGGGAGAUCUUCGCAAUCAUAGUUUCUUCUGCAGAAUAUGCUGAGGAGAUAAUGAAAACCCAUGAUUUGAACUUUUCGUCAAGGCCCCGCAUGCUACUUACAGAUAUAGCAUCUUAUGGUUACACAAAUAUUGCUUUUUCACCUUAUGGAAAUUAUUGGAGACAGGUACGAAAAAUAUGCACAGUAAAGUUUUUGUCCCAAAAACGUGUCAACUCAUUUCAACCACUAAGAGAAGAAGAGUUCAUCAAUCUUGUUAAGACAGUUGCUUCACAUAAUGGGACCCCCGUCAACUUCACAGAAACUGUAUCUUCAUCAAUAUAUAAUAUCAUAUCAAGAACUACGUUUGGCACAAAAUGCAAAGACCAAGAAGAACUCAUAUUGUUUUUAAAAGAAGCAGUGCCAGUUGCAGCAGGAUUGACCAUAGGAGAUUUGUUUCCUUCUGCUAAAUGUCUUCAAUUUGUUACUGGUUUAAGGCCAAAGAUUUGGAGGCUGCAACGAGGAAUUGAACGGAUACUCGAAAACAUCAUCAAUGAACACAAAGAAGCUAAGUCAAAAGCCAAAGAAGAGCAUGAAGAUUUGGUAGAUAUCCUCCUAAAAUUCCACGAUGGUAAUGAUAAUAACCAGGACAUUUUCUUAACUGUUAACAAUAUCAAGGCUAUUAUACAGGAUAUCUUUGGCGCUGGAGGUGAAACGUCAUCAAAUGCCAUAAAUUGGGCAAUGGUAGAGAUGGUAAAGGAUCCAAAAGUAAUGAAGAAAGCACAAGUUGAAGUGAGAAAGGUAUUCGAUAGAAAAGGAAGGGUAGAUGAAAGUUGCAUUGAUGAGCUCAAAUAUUUGAAAUCAAUUGUCAUGGAGACCUUAAGGUUACAUCCCCCAGCUCCUCUUUUACUUCCAAGAGAAAAUGGACAAGCAUGUGAGAUACGUGGGUAUCAUGUACCAGUCAAAAGUAAGGUAAUUAUCAAUGCAUGGGCAAUUGGAAGAGAUCCAAACUAUUGGAUUGAACCAGAAAAAUUUUAUCCAGAGAGAUUUAUUGAUAGGUCUAUGGACUACAAAGGGAGUAAUUUUGAAUACAUUCCAUUUGGUGCUGGAAGAAGAAUAUGCCCAGGCAUCACCUUUGCUUCAGUAAAUAUUGAACUGGCCCUUGCCUUCUUGUUGUAUCAUUUUGAUUGGAAGCUUCCAAAUGGAAUGGAAAGUGAGGACUUGGACAUGACUGAGGAAUUUGGAGCAGCUGUCAGAAGAAAGGAUGACCUAUACUUGAUACCCAUCACUUCUCGUCCUUUACUGGGAACAAGUGGAUAGUAGGGAUGUAAACAAUGCAAGAGUAGGCAUAGAAGGAUGAGUAGGAUUCAAUGCCAAGAUCAAGAAGUCCAACAUCUUUGUUGUAACAUGCCUUAGUGUUUGCUGAAUAAUUGGUUAGUAAACCAAGUCUUUAAGAGAUGUUACUGUGAUAUUUUGUUGAGCAUUAAUUUCUGGAGUUUCUUUUUUCAUUUUUUCAGUUAAGAUUUAGCUCUUUAUAAAAGUAGUACCAUGAUUGUAAUGAGUGUGCUUAUUAUAGCUAUAAAUUUAAGUUUUGUGUUUC
Molecule: messenger RNA, 1825 nt
Organism: Cajanus cajan (pigeon pea)
Lineage: Eukaryota; Viridiplantae; Streptophyta; Magnoliopsida; Fabales; Fabaceae
Product: cytochrome P450 71D11
Molecular function (GO): iron ion binding; heme binding; oxidoreductase activity, acting on paired donors, with incorporation or reduction of molecular oxygen
Source: RefSeq, a predicted model, not a curated record